Molecule: messenger RNA, 5297 nt
Organism: Artibeus jamaicensis (Jamaican fruit-eating bat)
Lineage: Eukaryota; Metazoa; Chordata; Mammalia; Chiroptera; Phyllostomidae
Gene: LPIN1
Product: lipin 1
Exons: 22
Coding region: 139-3066 (975 amino acids)
Biological process (GO): triglyceride biosynthetic process; fatty acid catabolic process; cellular response to insulin stimulus
Cellular component (GO): mitochondrial outer membrane; nucleus
Molecular function (GO): transcription coactivator activity; phosphatidate phosphatase activity
Source: RefSeq, a predicted model, not a curated record
GGAAGCCACCUGCCGGGUUCAGUGUCCUGGGCCCAGCCUCCCUGCUCCCGAGGGCAUGAAGGGAGCCGCUGGCGACAUUCUUCUCCCAGGGCUUGGUGGUGGCGGUGAGGAGGUAGCUAGCAUCCUGAGGGCGGGGCCAUGGAGGAGCAGGCCCACACCUGUGGCUCCACCUGGGAGCCCUCGAAGGACAAGAACCACCCGGAUUCACCCUGGUCAUGGAUCCCCAUAAUGAGAGACCCCGGAUGGAUUCGAAACGUGUGGUCUUCAAACAUCAACGCUCAAACCAUGAAUUACGUCGGGCAGCUGGCGGGCCAGGUGUUUGUCACCGUGAAGGAGCUCUACAAGGGCUUGAACCCUGCCACCUUGUCCGGAUGCAUCGACAUCAUCGUCGUCCGCCAGCCCAACGGGAGCCUGCAGUGUUCACCGUUCCACGUCCGCUUCGGGAAGAUGGGGGUCCUGCGCUCCCGAGAGAAAGUGGUCGACAUAGAAAUCAACGGGGAGUCCGUGGAUUUGCACAUGAAAUUGGGAGAUAAUGGAGAAGCGUUUUUUGUUCAAGAGACUGAUAAUGAUCAGGAGGUGAUCCCCAUGCACCUGGCCACCUCCCCCAUCCUGUCGGAGGGAGCCUCGCGGAUGGAGUGCCAGCUGAGGAGGAACUCCGCGGACCGCGGGCGAGGCCUGGACGCCAGCGCGCCGGCCCCGGUCUUAGCUCCCAGCGAGGCCCCUUCCAGCGGCUCUUCAGUGAAGAAGAGAAGGAAGAGGAGGAGAAAGUCCCAGCUGGACAGCCUGAAAAGGGACGACAACACCAACACAUCGGAAGACGAGGACAUGUUUCCCAUCGAGAUGAGCUCCGACGAGGAGACGGACCCGCUGGACAGCAGUAGAACUCUCUCUAAUGACGUGCCGCCAUUCCAAGAAGACGUCCCCAAGGAGAACCUCUCCUCGGUCCUGACUUACCCUCAGUCAGCAUCGUACCCCAAUUCGGACCGAGAGUGGUCCCCCAGCACCAGGAGCCUGCUGGACGGCACAAGGAGCCCCCCUUGCCUGGCAGACGUGGUCGAGGGAGGGCUUUCUAGUUCUUGCCCUCUGCAGCCGUCCCUCCUCCCCCUCGCUUCGGAAAGUCCCUCAGGGUCCCGACCUUCCACACCCAAAAGUGACUCAGAGCUGGUCGGCAAGUCCGCGGAGAGGACGUCACAGAAGAACAACCUGGAAAUGCUCUGGCUCUGGGGGGAGUUGCCGCAGGCUGCGAAAACUUCGCCACACAAGACGAAAGAUUCCAGCCCACUGAGCAGCAGGAAAAUGUGUGAGAAAAUGCACUUUCAGGCCAUUCACAGUGAAUCUUCCGAUGCAUUUAGUGAUCAGUCGCCGACGUCAACUGCUGCGCCUCCUGGGCAGCCGCUGUCAGAGCAGAGCAAGUCCCAGACGGAGAUGCAGUUUGUGAACGAGGAGGACGCGGAGGCCUUGGGAGCCGCGGCCCCGCCCCCGCCCACCGCGGAGGAGGCCAGAGCCCUGCCCGCCAUGGCCAGCAAGACCGAGUCGCCUUCCAGGAAAAAAGACAAACGAAGCAGGCACCUCGGUGCAGAUGGCGUCUACCUGGAUGACCUCACGGAGAUGGACCCCGAGGUGGCUGCCCUGUAUUUCCCCAAGAAUGGAGAUCCCGCCGGGCUCCCCAAGCACGCGGACAACGGGGCCCGGUCAGCCAAUCAGUCCCCGCAGUCCGUGGGCAGCUCCGGCGUUGACAGUGGUGUGGAGAGCACCUCUGACGGCCUGAGGGACCUGCCAUCCAUCGCCAUCUCCCUCUGCGGUGGCCUCAGUGACAACAGGGAGAUAACCACAGAGGCGUUUUUGGAACAAGCUGUGUCGUAUCAACAGUUUUCGGACAACCCUGCGCUCAUCGAUGACCCCAAUCUCGUGGUGAAGAUCGGGAAUAAGUACUAUAACUGGACCACGGCGGCUCCUCUGCUUCUGGCCAUGCAAGCUUUUCAGAAGCCUUUGCCAAAGGCUACUGUGGAAUCCAUCAUGAGGGAUAAGAUGCCCAGAAAGGGAGGAAGAUGGUGGUUCUCGUGGAGGGGAAGAAACACCACAAUCAAGGAGGAAAGUAAGCCAGAGCAGUGCUUGGCUGGCAAGAGCCACAGCACCGGGGAGCAGCCGUCACAGCUCGGCAUGGCCACCAGAAUGAAACACGAGUCGUCCUCCAGUGAUGAGGAGCGCACAGCCGCCAGGCCCUCCAGCGCCAGCCACCUCCCUCUGCUGUCCAGCGUCGGCUACAAGAAGACCCUCCGGCUCACGUCGGAGCAGCUGAAAAGCUUGAAGCUGAAGAACGGCCCCAACGACGUCGUUUUUAGCGUCACCACGCAGUAUCAGGGCACGUGCCGCUGUGAGGGUACCAUCUACUUGUGGAACUGGGACGACAAAGUCAUCAUUUCUGACAUCGACGGGACGAUCACUAGAUCAGAUACUCUCGGCCACAUUUUGCCCACCCUCGGGAAGGACUGGACCCACCAGGGCAUCGCCAAGCUGUACCAUAAAGUGAGCCAGAACGGGUACAAGUUUCUCUACUGCUCCGCACGUGCCAUCGGGAUGGCGGACAUGACGAGGGGCUACCUGCACUGGGUCAACGAGAGGGGCACGGUGCUGCCGCAGGGGCCCCUGCUGCUCAGCCCCAGCAGCCUCUUCUCCGCCUUGCACAGAGAAGUCAUCGAAAAGAAGCCAGAAAAGUUUAAAGUCCAGUGUUUGACGGACAUAAAAAACCUGUUUUUUCCAAACACAGAGCCCUUUUAUGCUGCCUUUGGAAACCGACCUGCCGACGUGUAUUCGUACAAGCAAGUGGGCGUGUCCCUGAACAGGAUAUUCACCGUGAACCCCAAAGGGGAGCUGGUGCAGGAGCACGCCAAGACCAACAUCUCCUCGUACGUGCGGCUCUGUGAGGUGGUCGACCAUGUUUUCCCACUGCUGAAAAGGAGCCACUCUUCUGACUUCCCCUGCUCGGACACGUUCAGCGACUUCACCUUCUGGAGAGAGCCACCGCCCCCGUUUGAGGACCAGGACGUCCGCUCUGCCUCUGCCUGAACGCUCCGAGCGAGCGCCCACCUCCUGCGGGGCCGCGCCCCGCCCCAUCGGAGACGGGCUCUGGCAGCCGAGGAUCGGAGCUUGGGAGCCUGGUGUUCAGUCACUCGCUGGAGAGCAGGGAGAGUCGAGACCCACGUUCCUCCCUCCCCGCGGCCCCGAGGGCUGACAUUUCUAAGUCAACUGCUACUUCAGGGUGCACUUCAUAGGCAACGACUGGGCGCCUCUGCAGUAGGAGGCGUUGGCACUGCCCUCCUGGCCUGCGGCGAGUCCUUGGUCAGUGGUCACUGUGCCGCGUGCGCCCAUGACCUGGAGCAGAGGUGGCUCCCGGGCCCUGCUGGGGGCAGUGUAACUGAGGAAUGCCCGAUGCGCACGACUGGAGGGCGGGCCACAUCCCUUGUGGCAGCUCCUACCCCUCUUCUGCCCCUGGCCGGAUGUUCCCCUACAGUGUUCGCGGACUGGUCUAAUUUUUAGGUGAUGAGCCCUUCUUUAAAUCCCUUUGGUUAAAGGUAGCCUGUGUGACCCGCUGAUCUCCCGCCCCCUGUGUGUGGCUCGAGGAGGCAGGCUCUGUCCGGCACUCGGUAGCCCCGCCACGCCUUAGGUUCAGAUGUAGGAGACGUUUCUGGGGCAGUACUUCUGUGAUCCCGGUGCAGUGCCUGUCCCCCCGCAAGGGGGCGCUGACGCUGUGCACGCGAACACAGCCAGCGCUGAAGGCAGGCGGUGAGGCCUGUUCCCGUUGGAAGCCCUCAAAGGAAACCGCUUGGUUUUAAGAAAAUAGUUUCGAGAAGAUAAAUUAUAUUUUUUGUAGAGGUUAUUUAUUACUUUCCUUUGAUUGGGUUAUUGUUAUAAGCACUUAGCCAUAUUCUUUCUCUUUUAACUGUCAUUGAUAUGUUAAAAAGAUACCGCGUACGCGUUAGUCCGCAGAGCCUUAGGCUACAGACCUCACGACACCGGCCUCUUCGGGACCCAGGAGUCACUCUCUGUUUUCUUCGGCUUUUCCCACGCGAAUCGAGGGCCGGUGGAGAAACGAUGGUCCGAGCCACAUUCUCUAAGCCACUAGGAGAUGAAUCUCCCAGCUUGUUUAUUAAAUUUGCUUGCAGAGAGAACAGUUUGAAAAGUCAAAGGAUUAUUUUGGUAAAAGAUUUUGCUUUAUUUUUUGAAGUAUUAUUUUUCUAAAGAGCGUUUUCCUCCAGUGAUUGAAGUGCUUUUCUAUUUAACUUGCGUUGUUAGAGCCACGGGGGGCGGGGGCAAGCGCGUGGAGCACUUCGGACGGUACUCUUUCUGUGAAAGAGCGCAGCGCACUGGCCUCGCUGCACUGGCCUCGCUGCGGUCGGGGGUGGGGGGCUGGGGAGGGGAGCAGAGGGGCCCGGUGGGGAAGGGGAGACGGCUGCGUGGGUGGCCCUAGUUGCAUAGAAACGCAAACACGCAUGCGCAGUCCUUUUGGGAGGCAGUGAAAAUAGUUAAAAGUCGCCCUGCCUUAAGUACUCUGGGCUAGCUAGUCAGUGGCCCUGAGCCUGUGCUCAUUCUCUCUGCCACGAGGGUGUUUUGGGGGGAGCGCCCACCGCUGUGACCGCAGCACGAGCUCCGGGCCUGCGGAGGUCACUCCGCCCCUCCAGGGAGGAGCAGCGCGGCGCGUGUGGGUGGCGCCCCUCUCCGCUGCCUGCCCCCUGUUGGCCCAGCCGGUCUGAUCCACUCCCCCGGCAGGUGCGAGCCCGCCACCUUGGCCUUGUGCACCGCGGCACUCUGAACCGGAGCCUGCCUUCCACAAAGUUGCACUCUCGUCUGGGUCAAGUUCAGAGUGGGACCCCGCCCACCCACAGGCAGUAACAUUCACACCUGGCUUGUUGCUUUGGGAAAUGAGAUUUACCCAUGGGCGACCUUCCCGCACGCUCACGCAUUGGUUUAUCAGUGUUUACACAACCGCGAACCAGUGGCCCCGCGGUCACGUGCUAGAAUGCCGCAUGCGGACCCCGCGCCUCAAAGCCGCGCAGUGACGAGUGUUCAUCACCCUCGAUGGCGAACAUGUACGCACACCAGGUACUGUGAAGUGACGACACCUGCAAAGGGAAUCCCCUGAUCGGUUUCAGGUGUGAGUCACUCCUUUCACGUAUUUUGUGUACGAUCCCGAUCUGUAUGUGUGUACAGUGGCGCCAAGGUGAGCGUCCUUGUAAUACCACCGUGCUCUGCCGGAUGCAGAGCUGGAAGCUACUGUAAUAAAAGAGACCCGUGAAAGA